Messenger RNA from Xyrauchen texanus (razorback sucker), 1913 nucleotides. It is a transcript of the gene p3h4, whose product is annotated as prolyl 3-hydroxylase family member 4 (inactive). Lineage: Eukaryota; Metazoa; Chordata; Actinopteri; Cypriniformes; Catostomidae. Gene Ontology annotation, cellular component: endoplasmic reticulum. Gene Ontology annotation, molecular function: collagen binding; protein binding. The transcript has 7 exons. Gene Ontology annotation, biological process: collagen fibril organization; peptidyl-lysine hydroxylation. The coding region runs from base 137 to 1426 and encodes 429 amino acids. The record is from RefSeq and is a predicted model, not a curated record.
CGUUUUUUCCAUCACCGUAAACUCCUAAAACUCACUCAAUUCCAGCGGGUUCUGGCUUCCUACGUGCAUCCUGACAUGCAUCUACUUUCUGCUGGACUGUUACACUGGGAUCGGUGCUUACACUGAGGACUGAAGCAUGGCCCGAAAAUCAGUAGCAUGUUUUUUUAUGUUUUUCAUUGUCGCAUGUCUUUUCUCGACAAUAAAGGCUCAGUAUGAGAAAUACAGCUUCAAAAGCUUUCCUCAAAACGACCUCAUGCCGCUGGAGUCUGCGUACGGACACGCGUUGGACAUGUACGAGUCUCAGAACUGGAAGGAGACGGUGAAAUAUCUGGAGCUGAGUCUGCGGCUCCACCGGCUGCUGAAGGACAGCGAAGCUUACUGCAGCCAGAACUGCAGCGGUGUACGACGGGUCGAUGAGGAGAACAGUACGGACAAGACCCUCUGGAUCAUGGGACACAUUAUUAUGCGGGCCGCAUGCCUGAAAAAGUGCAAAACGAACUUUCCUGUGUUCUCCAAAUCAUAUCCUAAAAGAGAAACCUUGGCUGCUUUUGAGCAGAGGAUACCCUACCGGUACCUUCAGUAUGUCCACUACCAGAUGAAUGAGUUGGAGAAAGCGGUUUCAGCAGCGCACACAUUUCUCCAGCGUAACCCUGGGGACCCACUAUUAUCUAGGAGUUUGAACUACUACAAAACCAUGUUUGAUGUGGAGGAAUUCCUCAUAGACCAUGAGGAGAAACCAUAUGAGGUGUUAUUCCUGAAGGCGGUGAAGCUGUAUAAUACUGGGGAUUUCAGCAGCAGUGCUCGGGACAUGGAGUUGGCAGCUGCAGAAUAUUUCAAAACAUACAACCUGUGUUUAGCAUCCUGUGAGGGGUCGUAUGACGUGCAGGAGUUCAAAGAUUUUUACCCCACACUUGCUGAUUUCUAUUUUGAGGUCUUGAAGUGUAAAGUAAAAUGUGAGGAGAAUUUGACGCCAAAUGUUGGUGGCUACUUUGUGGAGAAAUUCGUUGCCACUAUGUACCACUACAUGCAGUUUGCUUAUUAUAAAUUAAAUGACGUGCGUAAUUCAGCACCAUGUGCAGCGAGCUACUUGCUGUUUGAUAUGGAUGAUAAGGUGAUGCAGCAGAAUAUGGCUUACUAUCGAUUCUACAGAGAGCAAUGGGGACUGCUGGAUGAGCAUUUCAAACCCCGGCCUGAAGCACUGAGAUAUCACAAUCAAACGACUAAACAGAGAGAGUUGCUGGAGUUUGCACAGAACUAUUUACAGACAGAUGAUGAGGAUACAGUGAGUGAAGAGGAAGCAGCAUCAGCUCCCUCACGUCCUCCUGAUGAAGAGUUUGAGGGAGUCGGUGACUAUGAGGAGUCUUUCCUGGCUGAGUGGUGGCAGCAGCCCAAAACUAAAGGAGAUACAGGAGAACCAGCUGAAUAAAACAUACCUUAUCAGUACAGUUACCUCCAAAAAGACUCCUGCUCCAUUCAAACCUUUUGAUGACUAUUCCCUCCUUUUCCAUUAACGGUGCUCAUUUUGAACUUUACUUUGAACCAAAACCUUUGAAAUGUAUGUAUUGUUCUGAUGCAAUAAGGGCCUUUCUUUGUCAUAGAAAUUUUAAGAAAAAAAUGAAAAGUACAGUAGAUCAUCUAAAUCAGAAUGUUAAAGUACUAAUUUAAAGGCAAAAAUACAUAUAUUAAUAAUUUUCUAUUUAAGAUAAUAAUUUUUUGUACCACCAUCUCACAUCAAAUUGAAUUUGUUGAACUUAGAUUGCCACAUCGCCAAUCAAAACUCUACUUUACAAAAUUACCAUCGGGCCUGCAUUGGAAAAGGUAUAUGGGUAAUGUUUUUUAUGUUGCUUUUUGGAAGACAAUCCUGUUUAUUUAAUGAUGUGUUAUGAUUCCACAAAUAAAUGUGUUAAUCUUAA